AUGAACUCUAUCAAAAAACUAGCACCUUUAAAAGUCUCCCAAGAUUUUAACAAACCUAAAGUUAACCGUAAAUCAGUUCCAAGAAGCUCUACUUUCCUGAUCUCUCCGAUCACUCGCAAGAUCAAGAAGGUACAAAAGGUGAAGCAUAAAAGCAAUAACAGUGACAUUGACUUUAAGCAAUUUCAGAAAUCUGCCCAGCAGGUAUCAAAAAGAAGAUCUAUGGCUCUCCUUCCGAUCAACGAUGUCAAAGUUGUGAACAAAGGUACAAUGCCGGAAGGAGAUCACUUCCAUAAACAACACUAUAAAGUAAAUAUCAGCAUCGAAACUGAAGAUAUGAACCCACAUGAAGACUCUGAAGAGGGAGAGAAGCAAGCUCAGGACAGAACUAUGCAACUCUUCUACAAAGAGGUCCAGAGAAAAGUCAGAGAAAAAGAAUGGGCCAAAAAGCAUCUUGAAUUUUUGAAAAACAAGAGGGAAAACUCUAAGUACAAUACUAAUGACAUCAAUUCCCAGAUUCAGAUGUACAGAGAGAUCUUACAGCAUCCAAAGAAUCUCGGCAAGAUAAAAAAAUAAAAUGAAGAUCCCUAAAAUUAACCAACAGAAGCUUAAAAAACCAAGGAAUACUCAGUCAAUGCCAGAUCUAACAAAGGUGAUUCAGAAGCGUUCAUUUUUACCAAAAGUGUCGAAUGCUAAUAUGAAAUCCAAAAGAGGGUCGUUUCAGAUGUCUAUGCCAACUCAGCGGAGCCAGUUAAGUGACCCUGAUAUGUCGCUUCAACCUCCAGAUGAAGAACCAGAGUUCAUGAAUUGCUCUUCUUUGAGAGGAGGCUUAAACCCUGAUUCUAUAAAAUAUUUCAAAGAAUCAUAUCCCACUAAAUCUAAAUAAAAAGGAUAAUGAAGACUGGAGUAAAGCAAGGUACAACAUCCAUGUCCUUCCCUUCAGAUUUGAGAUGAAAAAGCGGCCUCUUGAAACAUCAGCUACACGUCUUCAAAAGUCUGACUGGGAAAAGGCCAAAAAGAAGAAGAACAAGUACAUUGAAAAGAUCCUAGAAAUCCGUAAGAAACCUCGUAGAGGACUAAAUGACCUGAAAGAGAACCAACUUAUGCUGGAAAAAGUGAUGUACGACCGGAGCCAAAGAAGACUAAGUUAACUUUAAUAACGCAUUUCGAGAUGUACAAAUCCGGUUUUUGGUAAACAAGUGGGCUGAACAUCAAAUUAACACAUUAGUACUAGGCUUGUUGGCUUGGAGUAUUUUGGAAUAUAUCUCUGUUUUGGUGGUUUAUGGUUAAAUCUCUCAUUAGCAAAAUUUCAGAGACUGCUUAUUUACUCUGAGAUGGAUCUUUG
Moneuplotes crassus is the source of this 1342-nucleotide messenger RNA. The record is from the annotation of a GenBank genome assembly. NCBI's taxonomy places the organism in Eukaryota, Ciliophora, Spirotrichea, Euplotida, Euplotidae.